AUGACAAAAACACUAAAUAUUCACAAUUUUUCAAGAUUAUUUAGAACCAUAUUUCAUAUAAAUACGAAAUGUGCAUGGUCACAAGUAAAACAUCAAAAUGUCACAUUUAAAUCACCAAUUGUACGAUCUAUGGCUACAUUUGACCGAUCAAAACCUCAUUUAAAUAUUGGAACUAUUGGCCAUGUUGAUCAUGGAAAAACCACUCUUACUGCGGCCAUAACAAAAUGUCUUUCAACAAUUAAUCAAACAUCUUUUAUGGAUUAUUCACAAAUUGAUAAAGCACCAGAAGAAAAAGCACGAGGAAUAACAAUCUCGACAUCUCAUGUUGAAUACGAAACGAAAUUACGGCAUUUUUCACAUGUUGACUGUCCAGGUCAUGCCGAUUAUAUUAAAAAUAUGAUUACAGGUGCUGCUCAAAUGGAUGGUGCAAUUAUUGUCGUAUCAGCUACGGAUGGUUCUAUGCCUCAAACCAAAGAGCAUCUACUUCUUGCUCGUCAAGUUGGUGUUAAGCAUAUUAUUGUUUUUAUCAAUAAAGUAGAUGCAGUUGAUGAUAAAGAAAUGCUCGAACUAGUAGAAAUGGAAAUAAGAGAACUUCUCUCGACUUAUGGAUAUAAUGGAGAAAAAACACCAAUUAUUAUGGGGUCUGCUUUAUGUGCUUUAGAAGGUAGAGAAAAAGAAAUUGGCGAAGAUUCUAUUUGGAAAUUAAUGGAUGCAAUCGAUAACCACAUACCUAUCCCAGAAAGAGAUAUUCAAAAACCAUAUCUUAUGCCAAUAGAAGAUAUUUUUUCGAUUUCUGGAAGAGGAACAGUUGUAACCGGCCGCGUAGAACGUGGUGUUCUAAAGAAAGGGGAAGAAGUAGAACUAGUUGGAUUUGGUCAACCAAUAAAAACAAUAGUUACUGGAAUCGAAGCUUUCAAUAAAGAAUUAGACAAAUCUAUAGCUGGCGAUAAUUGUGGAUUACUUCUUCGUGGUACUAAAAGAGAGCAAAUUCGUAGAGGAAUGGUAGUUUCUCGUCCAGGAACACUCAAAUCUUAUAAAAAGUUUCUUGCUUCUUUCUACAUUCUUACAAAAGAAGAAGGAGGACGUAAGACAGGAUUUGUCAAUUAUUAUCGUCCACAAAUGUUUGCUCGUACUUCAGAUGUUACUGUUGUACUUACACACCCUGAAGGAACCGAAGAUGCAGAUUCUAAAAUGGUUAUGCCCGGAGAUAAUGUUGAACUUGUUUGUGAACUAAUCCAUGAUAUUGCUCUAGAAGAAGGUAUGCGGUUCACUAUUAGAGAAGGAGGAAAAACAGUAGGAACAGCUAUUAUCACAAAAAUUUUGGAAUAG
This is a messenger RNA of Pneumocystis jirovecii RU7, 1329 nucleotides long. RefSeq names its product elongation factor Tu, mitochondrial. Gene Ontology annotation, molecular function: GTP binding; GTPase activity; translation elongation factor activity. The coding region runs from base 1 to 1329 and encodes 442 amino acids. The record is from RefSeq and is a predicted model, not a curated record. The transcript is spliced from 10 exons. Gene Ontology annotation, cellular component: mitochondrion. Lineage: Eukaryota; Fungi; Ascomycota; Pneumocystomycetes; Pneumocystales; Pneumocystaceae. Gene Ontology annotation, biological process: mitochondrial translational elongation.